AUGCAAAUCUACCCGACUGGCGAGGCUGCGUUCGUGCACUCGCCGACGGACGAUAAGCUGUUCCGUCUCGACUCGACCGAACGCUUCCGGGUGCGGUGGGCUGGCGGCCGCUUCCCAAGCGCGGCAGACUCCAGCUGCGCCGUCGCCGGCUGCGAGGUGCACGACACCAGCUGCGUGUGCAGCACGUCGGUCGAGGAGGGUGCUGCCUUCGCAGCCGGAUCGAGCAUGCCGACCAAAGAGGAGGCGCUCGAGCGGCUGCGGAUAGGCUCGCUCGCCCCCUCGCAGCUGGGAGGCACCUUCAGCGAGUGCACCGCCGCCGAGUGCACCUCGAGCCCCGGCGUCACGCUGUAUCUUCAGGGUGGCGGCGGCAGCCUGGCCAGCCUCGACGAGGCGUCGGUCUGGGCAAUCGCGGCCAACAAGAGCCGCGUGAUCUACUUCGCUAACCUCGUCUCGCGCGUGCUUGUCGGGACCAGCGGCGAGUACAGCUUCCGAAACGCGCCCGUCUUUCAGAGCUGGCAGCCGAGCUCUGACACCAGGACGAAGGGCGUCUCGCGGCGGGAUGUCGCCUACGAGACGGUCGCGCUCCUAGACCAUUUGAGCUACCACUCCUCAACUGCACCAUUUGUCUGCUACCGGCUCAUCCAGCGCCUCACCACCUCCAACCCUUCACCGCGCUACACGGGGGUCUGUUCGGAGGCGUUCGUCAACGGCGAGUACGGCGACGAGGUGCACAGUGGGGGGAACGGUGACUUGGCCGCUGCCGUAUCGUCAAUUUUGCUGGACCGUGAGGCGCGCUCGGCGGUGCUCGACGCAGACCCGAGCUUUGGGAAGCUGCGCGAGCCGCUGCUCAAGGUGGUUGCCACGCUGCGCUCGCUCGAGAUUGCGUUGGAUCAGCCCGACCGGCAGGUGCUGCUCAACGAGAUGGACCAGCGCAUUGGGCAGGCGCCACACAAGUCGCCUUCGGUCUUCAACUACUACACGCCCUUCUUCGCGACUGGAAGAGCGCAGGAGGCGGGCCUCGUCGCCCCCGAGGCUCAGAUCAUGACGUCGCCCUACCUCGUGUCCUGGGUGAAUGGGAUGCUCUCGCUCGCACGCUACGGCCUCACCUCCUGCCACAAAGGCUUUGGCAACCAGAACGACCACAUGUGCGCGAGCACGGAAAGUUCCAUCGAGACGGCUGACGCCGCGCUAGCCUUCGCUCCAUCGAACCCGUUGGACGCUGAGGCGACCAUCGGUGAGCUCGACUUGGUUCUGACGGAGGGGCGCCUGAGCCCCGCCGCGCGCGAGUACAUCGUUCAGGCCUACGCCCUGCGGCUCGCGAGAGCCAUCAUUAUGCUCUACAUGAAUGGAGGUUGCGAUUCGUACAACGUGCUCGUGCCCCACUCGGGCUGUGAGGCGCACCCGACCCACUCGGACCUGUACGCCGAGUAUUUGUCCAUGCGUCGCAUCGUUGGCAUCCAGAAGAACAAGCUUUUGCAGAUCGACGUGCCAGAGGGCACGCAGCCGUGCACCAAGUUUGGCCUGCAUCCAAACCUUCUCAUCGCCCAGGAGCUCUAUCACGACGGCGAUCUGGCCUUGAUUGCCAAUGUGGGCUCGCUUUACGAGCCGAUGACGCUGGCCGAGCAUAAGUCAAAGGCCAAGAAAAGGCCCAAGUCGCUCUUCUCGCACAACGACCAGACGGCUAUAGCCUUUACGUUGGAUGCCUUGCUCUCUGGGGACCACACCGGCACCCUCGGCAGGAUGAUCGAGGCGCUGCGAAAGCGGCGCGAGGACCCCUUUGACGUCCAGGCCUACUCCAUCUCGGGACAGGCGCUCAUGCUCGAGACCGUCGAGACAAAGCCGUACAUUCUCGCGGGCGGCGACCCGCAAGGCGUCGAGAUGAUGACAGACGACGACUAUUACACCCCUCACCUACAUGCGCUCACCGCUAACCACACGUCGUCGAUCGUCGGCGAGACGGUCACGGUGGCCCUGCGUGGAGCCUUCGAAACAGCGGCCUCUCUCUCCGAGCAGAUCGGCUCCGUGGUCCUGGAGAACAGCUUUGCGGACGACAAGCUCAGCGGCCAGGCCGAGCAGGUGGCGCGUGUGCUCCGCUCGAUGGUGGAACACCCCGAGUUCGCCAAAGAGCGCGCGGCCUUCUACAUUGAGGAGGGGUCCUUUGACGCGCACAAUUCGGGCGAAAUCACCGACGAGCACCUACUGAACGUCAACACGGCGCUCACCUCCCUGAUUGCCGAGAUCAAGACGCUCGGCCUCUGGAAUAAUGUCAUCAUCGUGACCGCGAGUGACUUUGGGAGGACAAUGACGGACAACGGGCGAGGCACCGACCAUGCCUGGGCGGGCAACCACUUUGUGACCGGCGGGCUGGUCACCGGCGGGCAGGUGCUCGGCCGCUACCCGUCGGUGCUCGACGAGCCGCUCUCCGAGGUGAACGUGGGGCGAGGCCGCUUCAUGCCAACCACUUCAUGGGAGGGCAUGUGGUACGGCAUCGCCCAGUGGUUUGGCGUGGACGAGGAGGAGAUGCGCGAUGUCAUGCCAAACGUGGUCAACUUCCAGCCGGCGGAUCUGAUCCCGAUGAGCGUCCUCUUCGAUGAGGAGCCACCCUCGGCGCCUGCUCCGCCGCCGGAUUCGCCCAAAUCACCGCCCCCGCCACCUGUUGGCCCUUGCGAGGACCUCACGGAGGACAGGAUAUGCAAGGGGGACAGCUUCGCCAACCUGACGGCCCACACCUCCUUCGACGGCACCACCGCCAGCUGCCAAGCGGCGUGCGACGCCUUCUCGAGGGCAGAGAAGCAAGCCGGCUGCUGCAACUGGCGCGAAGCCUACACAAGCAGGGGCACCAUGCUCCCCAACGAGUGCUUCUUCCACUUUGUCGUAAGUCCAAAGAAUACAAAAGCCCAACGCAAGUCGUACGCCUCGGCGUGCUGUCCGCGUCUCAGCUCCGGCCGCUGCGCCAACCUUGACACUUUCGCGGUGCUCGAGUGUUCGCUGCUCCGUCACAUGGGCUGUGACUGCGACGGCUGCUGCUCCAACUCCACGGCGGCGGGAGUGCAGUGCGCAGAGGGCACCGAGUGGUCCGAGCCCGACGCCGCAUGCGUAAUAUCGUGCCCUAGCGACGCAAGCCGCUCUCUGGAGGAGGCCGCGCGCGAGUACCGUGCCGGGGAACCGCUUUUUCGGCUUCCGGCGCCCCCUUCAAGUGAGGGUGGGGGCGUCGGAUCGUCCACCCUCGCCCGAUUGCAGCACGGCCGCCGCCUCCUCGAGCCAUGUCAGGACGCAGCCGUCGCCGAGCGCUGCGGCGCUGCGCCACCACCGAUCUCACCCCCGCCCUCAACCCCAACGUCAACCUGCUCGGACGAAGCGGCCAUGCGCCUUGUGCGCGACGCUGUCGAGGGGACCCUGGUCAUCUACGUCGACUGCUACACGCCCGGCUUGGGCGCGGGAAGCAUGAUUGCGAUGCCCGGCCACACCGACCCGUACGAAGUCGAGCGUCUCGGCUUGCCGUCUCGCCAGCGUCGCUUAGCGGACGGUCUGCCCAUCACGCUCGCGACGCCGCUGACGGCCAGCACAAACGCUGGCGCCGCGAUCGCCAUACUAGCUCCACCGCCCUCCCCGUCCCUGCCUCCCGUCGCCGGCUCCGAGAAGGACCCGCACCUCCACUUUGCUCACGGCGGGACCGCUGACUUUCGCGGGCGGGACGGCGCGUACUACAACUUCUUCUCGGCGCCAGGCUUUUCCGUCAACGUCAAGACGGAAGAUGCCACGUUCCGACUUCACGGUGGCAAGCUGACGGUCGACGGCUCCUUCAUCACCGAGGUUCACGUCGUUGCGCGAGUCGGCGGGGCCAAGCGCAAGUGGGCCAACGCCUCGUGCUGGGCCGCCGAGUUCAACGAGUUCAACACCGGCUGGAAGUUAGUCAACGGGACCUGCGGGGGGGCUGGCGGCCACAGCCAGUACGCGUUUGGCCUGAUGGGCUUGAAGAUUUGCGAAGAGCUCACGAUCCGAGUCGCGUACUCGCACGUGACGUUCAGCAUCCCGGGGUGGACUGUCAAGGCGCGCGGAAACCACGUGUUCGACCGAAUCCGAGGACCCGCGCACCGUCUCGACCUCUCCUUCAUCGCCCGGGGCGACGCGCCAGCGCGCAGCUUGCCACACGGGCUGAUUGGCCAGUCCUACUCCACGCCGGGCAUGCGCGAAGGUGCGGUGGAUGCGUAUCCCGCACACGGCCGCAUCGCCACCACCGCGCAGGCAGAGGGCGCCAUCGAAGGGAUUGCGGCCAACUAUGAGGUCGGGUGGGCCCACGCCACCCAUUUUGCCUUUUCUCGCUUUAACGGCGUCGAGGGUGUGUCGGCGGACCUCCCGACGGGAGGAGACGGCCAAUCAGCGUCAGGCGCUUCAGCGGUCGGUCGGUGA
Messenger RNA from Emiliania huxleyi CCMP1516, 4410 nucleotides. RefSeq lists its product as hypothetical. Bases 1 to 4410 code for a protein of 1469 amino acids. NCBI's taxonomy places the organism in Eukaryota, Haptophyta, Isochrysidales, Noelaerhabdaceae. The transcript is spliced from 3 exons. The record is from RefSeq and is a predicted model, not a curated record.